Cladocopium goreaui is the source of this 1383-nucleotide messenger RNA. Lineage: Eukaryota; Dinophyceae; Suessiales; Symbiodiniaceae. The record is from the annotation of a GenBank genome assembly.
AUGCAUUUCAGGGCGCAGCGGGCGGUUUCAGGGCGGGGCGAAAUGUGCCGAACGGCAGCUUCGAAACCCUAUAGAAGGGAGGUUUUGGGGCUGAAGCUGGAACAGUUUCGCAACCCUUGGCGCAAAGGGCGGAAGCUGCAGCGGAAGAUUUCAGGGCGUAGCGGAGGGUUCCAGGGCAGGGAGAAACGUGCCGAACGGCCCUAUAGAAAGGAGGUGUUGAGUUUUGGGGCUGAAGCUGCCUUGGCACAAGGGGCUGAAACUGCAGCGAUGCCAGGGGCCACCUGGAGCAAGCUGGCACAGGUGGCAAAGCUGGCACAGCUGGCAGACUGGUCACCUGUUGAUGUGGGGCCUGCGGAGCCUGGCUACUUUUCGCAAAGUUGCUCAUCCUGCAAGGUUUCUGGACUUCGAUCUGGUUUUGCUUAUGAAGCUCGGGUGACCUACAUUUCCUCAUGUUCCUGUCGCUCAGAGGCUUCUGAUGCAUCAGCACCUUGUGCUCCAUGUGGUGAAUACCGCGUGCCAAGAGACCCAUCGUUUCCACAAGUGCCAGUGGCACCUGUGGCACCUGUGGCGCCAGUGGCACCAGUGGCGCCAGCUGGUCGAGCCAAAAUGGGCCAAAACCAAAACCAAAGUUAUCCUGGACUCUCAACUCCUACUUGGCGUUGUGUCCAUGGAGCGGUGGUGCCUCCGCCAUCAGUGCCUGAAGUGCUGGCUGGAGAUGAGGCUGGUUUCUCUGUAGCAGUCCGCUGGCCUUCAGUUGGGCAUGCUGCUGCUUACGUGAUUGAGUUCAAAGAGGCUGGUUCAACCCAAACAGAGCGCUUUGUACGAGCUGCAGCUCCCACUACUCCUGGUACCCUUGUUGAAUUGAGAGUUGGAGGUCUACGACCAGUGCCUGGAAGGAGCUACAUUGCACAGGUCCGGUGUGUUGCCCAGUGUGGGUGUGAGUCUGCUCCGUCAAGUCCAGCUUACUCGCCAACGAUUGGCAAUGGCUCGUCAGAAGGCUCCCCUGGAGGUCUGAUUCCGACGUGGAACAACCCCGAUCAGCAGGCCAGCACAUCGGGCACAGUCGGCACAGUCCAAAUGCCAAGUGGCUUUGCAUUUUCUGGAAAUUGGUCAAGUGGCCCGGGACCCAUGGCAGAUGCUUCACCACUAUCUGUGCACAUUGCAAACUCUCCAGAUGGAAGCCGCACACAUGGUGCUGAAACCACUUUGGAAGCUGCCCUUCAGGACAUGCCUUCAGACCUACAAAAGUCUGCACCACUUAUUCCACCUCCUGAAGGACCACCAGGUACCAAGGCCUUCCUGCAGGAUUUCGGAGAGAAGGCAAUCCAGAAGGAAUUGCCUCCGGAGGUCACUGGCCAGGAAGAGUGCCUUAUCCUAGAUUGA